Molecule: messenger RNA, 1581 nt
Organism: Penicillium diatomitis
Lineage: Eukaryota; Fungi; Ascomycota; Eurotiomycetes; Eurotiales; Aspergillaceae
Product: putative GABA permease
Exons: 1
Coding region: 1-1581 (526 amino acids)
Biological process (GO): transmembrane transport
Cellular component (GO): membrane
Molecular function (GO): transmembrane transporter activity
Source: RefSeq, a predicted model, not a curated record
AUGCGACAGUCUUCGGUCGAUGCCUCCGCCGAUGAGGCGUUGGCGCGCAUGGGUUACAAGAGCGAGCUGCCGCGGAACUUGUCCAUGCUCAGCAUCCUCGGCCUGUCCUUUGCCAUCAUGGCGGCGCCAUACGGUCUCAGCACCACCCUGUACAUCACCCUGUACGACGGUCUCUCCGUGACCAUCAUCUGGGGUUGGAUCUUCGUCACGCUGAUCUCCAUUGCCAUCGCGGCCUCGCUCGCCGAAAUCUGUGCGGUCUACCCGACCGCCGGCGGCGUCUAUUACUGGAGCGCCAUGCUCUCGACCCGCCGCUGGGCCCCGCUCAUGUCCUUUAUCGACGGAUGGUUGACGCUGGUUGGAAAUUGGACGGUCACUCUGAGCAUCAUCUUCGGCGGCGGGCAAUUGAUCCUCAGCGCCAUCUCCCUGUGGAAUCAGGACUUUGUCGCCAAUGCGUGGCAGACGGUCCUGAUGUUCUGGGCGGUCACCUUGGUCUGCACCCUCGUCAACAUUUUCGGGUCGCGCUACCUGGAUCUGAUCAACAAGAUCUGCAUCUUUUGGACCGCGGCCAGUGUCCUGAUCAUUCUCAUUGUCUUGUUCACCAUGGCCGACCACCUCAACUCGGCCCAGUUUGUCUUUGCCGAAUACGAUGCGUCGCAAAGUGGAUGGCCCGCCGGGUGGGCCUUCUUCGUGGGCUUGCUGCAGGCCGCGUAUACCUUGACGGGAUACGGCAUGGUGGCCUCCAUGUGCGAGGAGGUCCAGAACCCGCAUCGGGAGGUCCCCAAGGCGAUUGUCUUGUCCGUGGUCGCCGCUGGCUUCACGGGUCUCUUGUAUCUGAUCCCGGUCCUCUUCUCCAUGCCGAGUGCGGCCGUGCUGCGCCAGGUGGCCAGUGGUCAGCCCAUUGGGACCCUGUUCAUGCAAGUCACCGGCUCCCCCGGCGGUGGCUUCGGCCUGCUCUUCCUGAUUCUCGGGAUCAUGCUCUUUGCGGGGAUUGGGUCGAUGACUGCGGCCAGCCGUUGCACCUAUGCCUUUGCCCGGGAUGGUGCCAUUCCGGGAUUCCACCUGUGGCGCCGCGUCAACAAGAAGCUGGAUGUGCCCGUCAAUGCCAUUCUUCUCUCUGCGGGAGUCAUCAGCCUGCUAGGAUUGAUCUACUUUGGUUCAACCGCCGCGUUCAAUUCCUUCACCGGGGUCGCCACCAUUUGCCUGUCCACCUCGUACGGAUUGCCCAUCCUCAUCUCCAUGAUCCGCGGUCGAACCGACGUCAAGCGAUCCACCUUCUCCCUCGGUCCCUUUGGAUGGGUCAUCAACGCGAUCACACUGCUAUGGAUCGUGCUGGCCGUGGUCCUCUUCUGUAUGCCCUACAUCUUACCGGUGACUCCGGCAAGCAUGAACUACGCCAGCGUGGUCUUUGCUGGCUUCGCCGCCAUCAGCAUCGUAUGGUACUUUGUAUAUGCGCGUAAGCAUUUCACGGGGCCCCCCGUGUCCAAGGAGGAGGUCAUGGUCACCGCGGGCGUCAUGACCGGCUCUGCGGUGGAUCCGGAGACUGCGACGGUUGAGCAGAUGAAGAAAAUGCCCAGCGACUGA